Dermatophagoides pteronyssinus (European house dust mite) is the source of this 2932-nucleotide messenger RNA. It is a transcript of the gene Ttc7, whose product is annotated as tetratricopeptide repeat domain 7. Gene Ontology annotation, cellular component: plasma membrane. The record is from RefSeq and is a predicted model, not a curated record. NCBI's taxonomy places the organism in Eukaryota, Metazoa, Arthropoda, Arachnida, Sarcoptiformes, Pyroglyphidae. Gene Ontology annotation, biological process: protein localization to plasma membrane; phosphatidylinositol phosphate biosynthetic process. Gene Ontology annotation, molecular function: protein binding.
UUGUCAUUUGUUUUUUGUUUUGGUUUUUUUUGAUUGAUCAAUUUUGAUUGUGAAAAAUUGAAUGAAUUAAAGUGAAUGAAAAAGAAUAAUUGAUUGAUUGUUGAAGUUGGAUCAUAGAUGAUGAACAGAAAAGAUGAGUUCACCUAGAGUCAGACCAAAAUCAGAUAUGGAUAUUGAAAAACAUCGUGAAGAAGGUAAUUGGCAACAAUGUUUAAAACUAGCACAACAAAGUACCGACCAUAAAGAAUUGCAAAAUUUUCUUACUGGCGAAGCGAAAUUGGAAAUUUUUUUGGAAGAAAUCGCCAAAAAGAAUGGCGGUGAUUCAAGAACUCGGCACAAUGAUGAAAUCGAUUCGACCGUAUUGGAUGAAGCGAAAAGUUUCCUUAAAAAAUGUAUCGAAGGUAAUGAUGAAACACCGUUGAUGAUGGAUGCAAAUCUUUUGCUGGCCAAAGCUUAUUAUAUAUCGGGUGAUUAUAAUGAAGCAUUGAAUUAUAUUCAUCAUUCUGGUAUCGAUUCCAUUCUGGAUGUUGAUCGAAAUCUACCGCUUCGUGUAAUCAAAUUGAUUGCCGAAUCAUUUACAGUAAAAGGAUUAUCACUGGAAAAAAUUUCCAAUCCAAAGCCAUUAAAAUAUAUUGAUCAAGUUUACGACCUAGCCGAUAGUUACGCAGCCAAAUCAUCCGCCGAUAAAGAAUGGCCAACAAAACUUCGAAAACAAACAACAUUCGAAGAUAGAGAUUGUUAUCGAACACAAAUCGAUUGUUUACAAAAAUCAUCAAUAUUGGCCAUGAGAUAUGUACAUGGUAUUACUCAACUUCGUGGUCCGUAUUUGAUUGUCAAUUUGGGUUGUAUUCUGGAAAGUGCAUUGUUGAAAACACAUCAUAUAUUCAUUAAAAAUGGCCAAACACAAGGAGCUGUCGAUUAUUGUCGUCGAAUUCUAAAUGUUUGUGAAACAAAUUCAACAAUCAAUAUUCGACAAUUAUUAUCCAAAGAAUUGGCCGAAAUUCUAAUCAAAGGAAUGUGUCGUAGUGUAUGGAAGAAACCUGAACACCAUCUUAAACAACAGACAAAUCCUCCAAUUUAUUUUGGCAAUUCGUUAUUUCUGCCGCAAGAUUAUGAAGAAGAAGUAAUGUUAUUAUUAAUGUUAAGCGAAGCAUUGGCAUCAUUACAUGUUCUACUGGAACGUAGUCCAGAUUUUCAUGAAAGUCGUGUGCAAUCAUUGAAUAAAGUAUUAUUAAUACAGGAUUUAUUUACCAUGUUUUUGGUACCACUUCAAUGUUAUUAUGUUGAUAUCUAUGAACGUUCAAUGAAAUAUAGUUAUGAAGUAAAACAUGUUUGGUAUCAAUUUGCAUUGACAUUAAUGGAAUCGAAAAAAUGUCCCCUUCGAAGUUUUCUAUUAUUCAAAGAAGUUAUACGAAUGGAUCAACAAGAUCCAAUUCCCGGUUUGUUUGCAGCAAAAUUAUGUCUAACUGAAUUGAAACGUUUUGAGGAUGCCAUAGAAAUUCUUGAAGAUUCCUUGAAUCGUUAUCAAAAAUUGAUUGAAAAUCAUAAAAAGCCAAGUAUAACAAGUAGUGUGGAUUUAGCCAUUGACCAAUCAUCAUCAUCGCACGAAUCAUCAGCAUUAAUCAAUCAUAUUGAUGAAAUUUAUGGUGAACAAAAUGUUUUACAUUCUAUUCAUCUUCUGUUGGGUAUUGCCAAUGCUUUACUAUAUGAAUCCGAUACAGAAACAUCGAAAAAAUUUCGAAAAAAAUAUCUAACCAAUUCGGUUGCACAUUUGAAUGAUUCAAUUGAACAAGAUGUCUAUGGUAAUGACUAUCUACCAUAUUUCCAUCUAGCACUUCAUCUAGCUCAUCAACGUGCAUUGAACGAUGCAAUCAAAUAUGUUCGGGUUGCGUUAUUGUUGAAUGUUCAUCAUUUACCAUCCAUACAAUUAUUAAUCCUGUGUUUGACCGGUCUCAAGCAAUAUGAUGAAGCAUAUGAACUAUGUUUGAAUGCAUUACAAGAAUAUGAAUCACAUUUAAUUCUGUUGUACAUGAAAGCUCAUCUGGAAAGAAUUGUUUGUGAAAAUGGUCAUGAAUUGGCAUUGUUAACGGCAAAAGAAAUGCUUAAACAAUGGCGUUUGGUUAGUGGUGAGGAUAAUCGUCGUCUAAGUCCACGUGCAUCAUAUUGUUCCUUCAUACCGACUAUUAAUUAUGAUACAAUGUCAUUACGAAUGGAACAAACAUUGAGCGAAGUUAUAUCAUUAGAAUCGGCUCCAAUUGGCAAUAGUAAUUCGGCAGCAAAUGUCCAUCAUCAACCACACGAUUUAUCGUUUGGUCAAUCAGAUCGUUUGUAUCUAAGUCAAGCAAGCAGUGUUAAUGGAUCGAAUCUAGUAUUGAACGAUAAUACAAGACCCUGUUCGCAGGCAUUCGAAAUGCAAAUAUGGUUGUUGAUUGUUGAGUUAUUUCUUCAAUUAGAUCAGAUUAACGAAGCCGAAACCUGCGUAAAUGAUGGUGCUGUAGCUGUAUUUGGUCAAUUAUCACAUCAGCUAAUGUAUAUAAAAGGUGUGAUUAGUAAAAAACGUGGCCAUUAUUAUGAUGCAAAGAUACAUUUCCAUAAUGCAAUAUCGAUCAAUCCAAAGCAUUCGCGAGCACUGCAACAACUUGGUCAUACUUAUCACAUGUUGGGUAAUCAAAUUAUUGCGGAAAAAUAUCUAAAAGAUUCCUUGAAUAUUGAUUCAACAUGUCAUGAAACAUGGUGCUAUCUGGGUCGUGCACUUGAUUCAAUCAAUGAACAUGAACGCGCUAUUGAAUGCCACCUGACAUCGAUUCGUUUGGAACAAUCUUCACCAUUGCUUCCAUUUUCAAUUAUUCCUCGUUGUGUUUUAGAAUAAUGUUUUGUUUGUGAAAUUCUGAAACAUUAAUUGUUUGUUUGUUUGUUACUAAUUUUCAAAUUU